This is a messenger RNA of Siniperca chuatsi (mandarin fish), 6005 nucleotides long. It is a transcript of the gene slx4, whose product is annotated as SLX4 structure-specific endonuclease subunit homolog (S. cerevisiae). Lineage: Eukaryota; Metazoa; Chordata; Actinopteri; Centrarchiformes; Sinipercidae. Gene Ontology annotation, molecular function: DNA binding; enzyme binding. The record is from RefSeq and is a predicted model, not a curated record. Gene Ontology annotation, cellular component: nucleus; Slx1-Slx4 complex. Gene Ontology annotation, biological process: resolution of meiotic recombination intermediates; meiotic DNA double-strand break processing; interstrand cross-link repair.
UCGUUCGUUCACUGUCACGUGACCGGAAACAAAAAAAGAAGCGGUUGCGUGACAGUACUUUUGAAAUGAAAACAAACCCCGCUGACCUCUUGCCUGUUUUAUUAGCCAUAUAAUUUAAUAUACACGAGACUCGCCACUGCGACAGGCUCGUGAAUGAACAGCGAUGAAGCGGAAAGCCGAAGAGCAAAUUCAUCAAACCUGAGCUGAGCGUUACAGCUGGGAACAUGCUGCCAUGGCCUUUUAAUGUGAGACAAAGAACAACAUCAUGGAUGACUCGGACCAGGAUUUUGUAGAUCUCUGCUCAAAGCUGCUAAAACGAGUCCGCAAGAAACCAGGUGAGUCCAGACAGCCAAGGAAAACAGAGCACCAGCCCUCCAGCCAGGCAAGCGAUGGAGACAACAGGAGGAGAAAUAACAAAAGAGAUGGUGACUCUGGGUCUAAGUGUGCUGGGACCCAGCCUGUUUGUACAGGCGCAGAAGCAGCUGCGGUUUGUGGAGGGACUGGACAGGAUUCAGGAGAUGCUGGGUCUUCAGUUGUGCCUGCAGUAGCAGGGCCGAGAGCUGAAAGAGUUUUGUCGGCGAAAGACAAAGUACUCCACAGAAUGCAACAGUUCAGGAGAGCCAGUCCACAGAGGAUGGUGCACAAGGACAAGAGCCAGCCAACAAACCACAAGAACGACUGCGUUCCUCCUCCACCUCUGGCACAAAGACAAGAUCCUCCAGAAUCCUCCUUCAGCUCUGGCCUCCACCCGGAGCCCCAGGACAGUGAUGAGGCUCUGGCCCUGCGUCUGCAGCAGGAGCUGGACAGGGAGGCAGCAGAAGCCCAGACGGUGGACCUGGAGUAUGGAGGCCUCUUCUUCUGUCAGAUCUGCCACAGAGACUUGUCCCACAUGACCUCUGAGGGGCGAACACAGCACCUCAACAGGUGUUUGGAUGAGAGUGAAGAGAGCGCCCCAGCCCCUCCUCCUCCUCCUCCUCCUCCUCCUCCUCCUCCUGGUGUCCCUGACUGUCCCAUCUGCGGCAAGAAGUUCAAAUCCCAGAAGAGUCGCUCGGCCCACUUGAAGCGCUGCUCCUCGGACAUGGGCGUCUCUCCGGCUGUGCUGCUGCAGGCUGUGCAGAGACAGGCUGAGGAGACCCAGAAUGUCCCUACUGCUAACACGCUCACACAGACAGGAGGCACCAAAAGAAAAGGCCCAUCCAAGCCGGACCUCCCAGCAAAGAAGAAGCCCAGGAAGAAGACUGAACCUGUGGACGAAGACACCAUGGUGGCCCUGGCUCUGUCCUCUUCUCUGCUGGCACAGGAGAGGGAGCAGUACAGAGAGAGGGAGUCAGAGACUCAAUUACAUAAAGAGAGUGCUGCCUCACACAUCUCCAUGACUCCAGCGUUGAAGUGGAGGCCAGACGCAGGUAAGGGGCGUGGGAAGAGGAGAAAGGGCGCCGUCCCUCGUCCUCCUCCGCUCCUCCUCGUUCAGGAUGCUGAGGCGGCUCUGACGAGGCUACAGGAACGCGUUUCGGCUCUCCUCCUACGCAGCCCGCCCCUUCCCCCCACCCCGACCCGCUGCCCCAGCAGUCUGCAUGGCUGGAGAGGUGCUGCCCCCCUCUGGCAGAAGAGCACACUACUGGACGGAGGCUCCUCCUGUAUAUCUGAUUUCUACACUCCAGAGCUCAGAGAGUUCAUCACGCCUUGGGAAUUGGCAACGACUGAUGCCGCCACCUCCUCGUCCAUCAACAAACCUGCAUCUUCUGUCCAACCUGUGAGUGAAGGAACUCCUCUCACAGGAACAAGGGCCUCCAUCCUGCCCUCCUCCUCACCGGCUCCCUCCACCCCGGGGACAGGGCAGCUCCCAGUGGGCACCCAAGCACUCCUAGAACUGAUGGAGCUGGCUGAAGACGGCAUUACCCUCACCCAGUGUGGUUGCACUGCUGCAGACCCUGACAAAGAUAAGAUCGCCAGUCAGAUCACAAACCUUCAUCUGAGCGGCUUCGUAUUGGAGGAGUCAGAGGAGCAGGCUGACCCAUGUGUGAGCGGCUUCCUACCAGAAACAACACACACACGCUCAGAGGACACCCACGGCCAAGUUAGGAGGACGACUGAUCAGCCAGGAGCAGAUAAAGAGCAAGGCAGCCACCGAUCAAUGGCGCUAUCCAGGCUGGUAUCAGACCUGAGCAGCAUGGUGAACAACCCUCAGCUCAGUGAUGUGCAGCUCCAGGUGGACAGUGGAGAGGUCUACUUUGCUCAUUCCUUCAUGGUGUAUGCUCGCUGCCCCCUGCUGGCAGAAAUGGUACAUGAAAGUGGUUUUGGGGCGCAGGAGGAAGGGAUGCCUGCAGCCCAGAGGGUGUUGUUGAGCGACGUCCCGGGACAGGCAGUGUUUGCUUUGCUGCAGUACCUCUACACAGCCCACUGCUCCAUCCCAGCAUCACUGCGGCUUCAUGUACUGGAGCUAGCAUCCAGGUUUGAUUUGCAGGAGCUACAGCAGCUUUGCGAGCUCCACCGAGAGGAUGCAGCGACUCAGGGAGAUGAGGACGACUACAUGAACCAGGAGGAGAACGUCAUCAACCAAACAGACCAGGCCUUCACGGAGCUGCUCCGCUCCAUGUGGAUCGAAGAGGAUGAAGACAUCCAGGGUACAGAUACAGAUGGAGGAAGCGAUGAAGAGAGAGGACUGGAAGAAGAUCGUCAAGCCGAUGACCUCACGUCAGGUGACGGAGAGAUUCCUGAGGAGAAAGUGAACGAGGAAGAGCUGGAGGAGAUCUAUGAGUUUGCCGCCACGCAGAGAAAGAGGGAGGAGGAGAAGGUGACGGUAGACGAGGAAGAAGAUGGAGAAGAAGUGUUCACGAACCGAACAGAACCCAGAAGAAGCUCAACAGGCUUCAGCGUAAAAAACCUGCAGCCAGACUCUCAACUUGAGCCGGACCCCAGCCUGGAUCGCAGCUACAGCCGCCUCUUCUCAGACUCCUGGGGGGUCUACGAGGAAGGAGAUCCCUCUUCCUUACCCUCUACUUCCCGCCCAGCUAAGACACACACCCCUCAAUCCCAACAACACCAGUCCCCUCAUAAACCCUCAAUUGAACUGUCCGGCAGAAUUUUGCUUCAGUCUUCAGAAAGCAUAGUUGGCGACCUUUCCCUCAGCCCUCCACCCAGUACAUCCAACCUGCCUGUCCCAGGUCAGUCCCCUGGUCAAAUGGGUAACUGGGGUGGCAGUGGAGACAAGGAAACACAUGCUGUCAAACUGGACAUGCCUAAAGAAGGUCUACCUUUGAAGCAAGAAAGCCAAAGUCCUCGUAGUAUUCGUGUCCCUCUUUCUCCUGAUUCACCUCAGAAAAAGGAUGAGAUUGAGCUCAUAGUUUUGUCUGACUCAAGCGAGGAGAUGGAGGUAGUUCUUAGUUCCCGUAGUCCUUCGCCACAUUCUCCUUGCACCGUCCAGAACCAGCAGAACUACACCCAGAUCAAACCUCAGCCAAUCCUGAAACCUAGUGAACCCACGCUGGAGAAUAAAGAGUCGCGUAGUUUAGAGUUUAGUCCUGAUGAUCCCGUUUAUCCAGGUUCCAGGUGUGACCAGAGUCCAUUAGACUGCUCUCCAGAAGUGUCCUGGCUGAUCCCAUCCACACCGCUCCAGCCCAGAAGAAGCACCAUGACCAGCUCCACUCAGACCAAAAGCAGCAUGUGCAGGACACAGCUGUUCCCUAAAGGUGACACUUCCUCACCCUCUGUUUUCUCUUCUUCUGCUUUACUGUUUAACAACAGACUUCAGACCUCCAACAGUCCAACCAGAGUUUCUGCCCACGUUGACCCAACAGAGGGCAGUGUUCCCAGGUUAAAAGUGGACAAGACGGUUCCCUGUAGCUCCAGCUUUGAUCUCAAUUGUCCUAAAAGAACCAGUAGUUGUGAUGUGGGUAAGGAUAGAGAAGUGUUUGCAGUUCCCCCGUACCGACCUAAGCUUUCACACCCCUCAAGCUCGACUUCCUCAAAGCAGGACACACCCCUCCACAUCCAGCCCCAGCCAUACAGCAGCACUCCCCUGCACACAGAGCUCCACCAGCCCCCUGUUCUUCUUGCCACCUCCCCGCUCCACAGCAGCCUUGAUAAGCAGAGGUCGACCAGUCGAGGAAGGAAUAGGACGCCAUCUGAAAGCCCAGAGAAGGCAGAGUUAGGGAGCUUUCAUCUGUCCUUUCUGUCCAACCCUUCAGACCCACCCUCUUCUUCUUCUCACAGAGGUCUUCAGAGCUCACAGACACACGACAGCGACUCCUCUCUUCAAAGUCGACGUUCUGUUGAGUCCAGCAGUCACAGCAUCACAGGGCCUGAACUGACGAGGAAGGGAAUAAGAAAUGAGAAAGUAGAAGGAGAGAUGAAGUGUGGAAAUAAAGACACAGGUGAUGAAGGAGAGCAGGACGAAGCAAAAGCAGAAACUGGAGAGGCAGAAGUUGCAGAAUGCAGUUUCCAGCAGAGCUUCAUGGCCAUGGACGAGCCCCCCAUAGCUUUCAAUGACUCGUGGGGCCUCGACGCCUGUGUAGAUGCCAACCCGGGCUGCUUCAGUCUGAGGCUGGAGGCCAGCAGAGGAUCCAGCCAGCAAGAGCACAGCCCAGGACAACGAGAAACAGCCAGGUCGUCCUCCUCUACCGACUGUCCACUUCCAUCAUCUAGUCCCUGUAUCCAGUCAUCGAAGAGUCGCGGCGGUGUGACUGCCUCCUCUCCAUCCAAAGCCCUCCAUACACAACCAUCCACCAGCGUACAGGCUCAUACAGGCCCUUCCUUCACCCCCUCACCACCUGACCCCACCAUCCAGACCACACCAGAGAUCAACAACAGCCUCCUGGACUCCAGAAUAUGGGACAGCUGGCAGGAGGAAGAGGAGGAGGAUGCUCUUCCUCUCUCUCAGAGGGUGAACCCUUCUGCCCAGCUCAAAACACCAGCAUCAUCACACAAUAAAAGGCGUCGCACCUUGGUGCCCAUCACUCCCCUGCCCCACUACUCUGACAUGGACACGCCGGAGCUCAAGAACAAACUCAACAGGUUUGGUGUUCGGCCUUUACCGAAGCGCCAGAUGAUCCUCAAACUGAAGGAGAUCCACCAGUACACCCACCAGCUGGUCAGCUCUGACUCCGAAGAUGAGGCACCCUCUGCGGGCCGCGCAGCUCAGACGAAGCCCCCACCCACCAAUUCAGUGGCCGCGCCGGCCUCCUGUGCACAGACGCUGAAGUUUAAAGAGCCCAGAGCGCCCGCUGCAGUCUCCCCUCAGAAACACAACAGAGACGAGGAGGCAGAGCUGCUGUCUGCCUCACAGGGCUCCAACACCUCCUCAACUGCUGCCAGUGAAGAAUCUGAAAGGUCCAACCCAGAGCUGUGCAUCUCCUCCGGUGGCGACUCAGACAGCGAUGGCGGGAUCUCUGCCUCCCAGGCGGCGACGCGCCUCCAGGAUCGCCUCCAGGCGGUGCGCUCCUUCAUCCUGUCCGACUCCGGGCUGUACAGUCAGAUCCUCCAGUACCAACCUCUGGUCCUAUCGCAGCUCCAGGAGCGACUCAAGGCGGCCGGGAUCCGCUUGGGUGUCGCCAAGCUGGUGGACUACCUGGACUCCCAGUGCAUCACCUUCACCACAGCCAAGCCGGGCCACGUGGCACCCAGCCGCAGGCGGGGCAAGAGGACAGGCAAGGGGGCAAAGGCAGCGGGUGAAAGUGGAGUGGGCAGGAAAAGAGGUGUUACAGCCAUACCUUAACACAUUGACUGCAAGAAGAGUUUAUUUAUAAACUGUGAAAGGUGGCAGGUUUUACUUCAGUGCUUCGAACAUUUGUCUGAGAAUUAAAUUAUGUUUUAAAAAAGAAAAUGUUGGUUGCUUCUGGACAGCUGGCACUAGGCUGAUUCCUAAAUAGUAGACUUCAGAUUUUACCACUUUGUUUAAAUCUGUUAACAUAGGUUUCUUCAGGACAGGUUUUGUAUUUUAUGUAUUUUAUUUCAAAUGUCCCAUUAAAUAUGAACUCAUACUGUGAAAAUAAAAAAUGGUAAAUGUU